GAAGGAAGGAGCAGAAGAGGGAAAUCGACGAACGACAAAUCAAAGCAGAUGAGAAAGAUUCAACCUACGACAAAUCCGAUUGAUCGAACUAGGAAACAUUCUUCAGAAUCCUCUAAACCCACCAUGGAGCAAAGAAGGUGCACUUACAAGCCGGGGAGUGAUCCAAUGAGUUCAAUAUUUUCAGCAUCUCACAAGCCACAUGGGAGGCUUGUUUAUAACAAUAAUGCUCCGAGUUAUCAAGAGAGCCUGCGACGAUUCGUGAGGAAUGCGGGGAAAGAAGCUACGAUGGCAGCAGAACAAAGGUGUCGAGAGUACGUCGAAAGGGUUAAAGCACAUCUAAUUCCUGCCUACUUGAGAGAGUCCAUUACUAACUACAGUACCAGUUUUCCUUCGCUAAUCGGCGCCAAUUCUUAUCGUAGCUCCGGCCUAGAUGUUGCUUCUGGUAGUGCAACACCAAAUUUUCUCACAAAUUUCGACAGAUAUUUUGGAAAUUUCAGCUCUUUAGGCUCUACAACUGCUGAAACAAAUUCAACAAGCUUCAGAGGCAAGGAUAUUUCACCUAAUGGCACAGAUAAUGCAAUAGUUCCUAACACUAUUGAACCACCAAACAAGAAGUUAGAGACUGAUGAACUCUUAAGAUUAUUCUGUUUGAUUGGAACACCCGAGUUCUUCGAGAGAAGCAAAAGCAUUUUUUAUUCUAGUUCAAGCACAGAAAAUAAGCCAGAACAAAGCUUCAAAGCACUUCUUGGUGUUAAUGAUGGUUGCAGCUCAAAGAAUCCAGAGAAACCGUCGAAUUUGGAGCAACUUAAACAAACAGCAACAUCUAAUUCGCCAACUCGGAACUCAAAGCUCAAAGACUCGAGGACAGGGAAGCGUAAAGGGACGAGCGAACCUGAACCUGAACCCUCGCCGUUCCGAAAGGGAAUGCUUCCGAGCCACUUAGGGUUUGGCCAGUAUGCCAGAUCUAUCCAGCCCUUUCAGAUAAGAUCUCAGAAUCCUUUUGCGGCACCACAUAGUAUUUGAAGUGUU
This is a messenger RNA of Ananas comosus (pineapple), 1029 nucleotides long. RefSeq lists its product as uncharacterized. The record is from RefSeq and is a predicted model, not a curated record. The coding region runs from base 49 to 1023 and encodes 324 amino acids. The transcript is spliced from 3 exons. Lineage: Eukaryota; Viridiplantae; Streptophyta; Magnoliopsida; Poales; Bromeliaceae.